AUGCACAGCUGUCAAUGGCCGAACGCUGUUUGUUAUUGUAACCGAGGGGAUUGAUAAUCCAAAAAAAACAGUUUACUUCCAUUAAGAAAAUAUAUGUAAACUUUAAAAAAUAUUACUGACAGGAGAUGUCUAAAGAGUCGAGGAGCGAAGGACGUAGGAGGCGCGAGCAUUUGGCGCCCGGGCUGAAAGCGGCGUUUCUGGGCGGCGGCGACGGGCGUGAGAGGAGCGGACAGUAUAAGUCGGGAGCUGGCGCCGAGCCCCGGGAUAGGCCGGGGCCUAAAAUGGGGCCUGGAGGAGACGAACGCGAGAGAUCUGGCAGCGGCAGUUCGGGAUCCUCGUACGGGGGGAAAAGCAAGAGCUUGGCGGGCUGUGGCAGUUCUAAGGCCUCAUUCCAACGAUCAAAUAGUCAUGACAAAGUCCGAAAAAUAGUUGCCCAAGAAGGACGGGCAGCCAGAAACCUGAUUGCAUGGAGCGUUCCCUUGGAAAAUAAAGAUGAUGAUGGAAAAUCCAAGACUCACAACAGUGGAAAAACACGGGAGACAGUGAAAUCACAGCGAUCCGUUCCAAGUUCACAGAGGAUUUUAAAACAGUCUGUUUCAACUGAAAAGUCCUCGCUGAGCUCUGUUGGGGAGAAGAACGCCGUUGAGAAGAGUCCAACGAAAGGCCGGCAGCUCCGGAAGAUUGACUUGAGAGCACGCUACUGGGCAUUUCUGUUUGACAACCUUAGACGAGCAGUGGAUGAGAUUUAUGUCACUUGUGAGUCAGACCAGAGUGUAGUGGAAUGUAAGGAAGUCCUAAUGAUGCUGGAUAAUUAUGUGCGUGAUUUCAAGGCCUUGAUAGAUUGGCUUCAGCUCCAGGAGAAGUUGGAGAAGACAGAUGCACAGAACAGACCCACAUCUCUUGCCUGGGAAGUGAGGAAAAUGUCACCAGGAAGGCAUGUUAUGCCAAGUCCACCUGCAGACAGAAUUUGCACUACAUCAAAUGCUCGAAGGAGCUUAAAUUUUGGCGCUCCCAAUGCUAUGGCAGCACCCACAGCCUUGGCAGCAGCUCGCCUUGCUCCAACAGGUGUCAGUUGGGCUGACAAAGUAAAAGCUAACGGAGCAGGUACAACUAUUUCUGCAGCUUCAAAACACAUCCAGAAGUCCUCACCGCGGAUUAGAUUACAUCCAAAUGACAGUAAAGAUACUGAAGGAUGGGAGACAGUGCAGCGUGGAAGAACAACUCGGUCACGUUCUGCCACAAUGGCUGCUAAUGCCGGUACUAAGGUCUCAGGAACUAUGUAUCUGAGUCUUAAGGAUGACAGUGAUAAGGAAAAUGGAGUCUCAGUUUCACAGAAUGGAGACCUAGAAUUUGAACAAACCAGCCCCAGUUCUGAUAGUGUAACUGUUACACCAGAAAAGUUAAACAACCAGAAUGAAGAUUCUUCUAUGGACAGCUUUAAGCACACAGCAAACAUGCCGACGGAUUCUGUGCAGCCUGAUAAUAUGCAAGACAAGUCCUGGCAGCAAGAGACAGACAGUGGUGAAAGAGAAAAAGAUGUAGUCUGCUUGUCACAGGAUAUGAAAGUGGAAGUGACACCCACUGUUUCUGUGCAAGAACCAUCUCCAUCAGAGAGUCCUAGACUGGGGCCUGACAUGGAUCUUUCCAGUGAGCUUUCAAAUCAAUCUAUGGCAGCAGUACUCGCAAAAGGGGAGGAGCUGGCGAAUCGUUUAGAAAAGGAGAAUGAAGAAGCAAUUGCUAAUGCCAUUGCUGAGGAGGAACAAUUAACAAGAGAGAUACAGGCAGAGGAAAAUAAUGACAUUAAUCUGGAGACUGACACUGAAAGCGAGUUUUCAGCCAGCAUGAGCAGUGGCACCUUAUCUCUCUGUGGUCUGUCCUCACAAUCCCAAAAUCUGGACUGGAAUGAUGUAUUGGCAGAAUAUGAUGCACGCGAACCAUGGCGCCAGAGCACAUCGUGGGGAGAUAUUGUAGAGGAAGAACCAGCGCGACCACCAGGACAUGCCAUCCAGAUGCAUGAGAAGCUUUCCUCGCCAUCACGGAAAAUGACAAUUGCUGAAUCAAAAAAGAAACAUGAGGAAAAGCAGUUAAAAGCUCAACAACUCCGUGAAAAAUUAAGAGAGGAGCAAACACUGAAAUUACAGAAGUUGUUAGAGCGAGAGAAGGAAGUGCGGAAAUGGAAGGAAGAGCUGUUGGAACAGAGGAGGAAAAUGAUGGAGGAGAAAUUGCUUCAUGCUGAACUUAAACGAGAGGUGCAACUACAGGCCAUUGUGAAAAAAGCACAGGAGGAAGAAGCCAAGGUUAAUGAAAUCGCUUUCAUCAACACAUUGGAAGCACAAAACAAACGUCACGAUGUGCUUGCAAAACUAAAAGAGUAUGAACAGCGGCUGAAUGAAUUGCAAGAAGAAAGACAUCGUCGUCAAGAAGAGAAGCAAGCACGUGAUGAGGCUGUGCAGGAGCGUAAGCGAGCACUGGAGGCAGAGCGUCAAGCUCGUGUGGAGGAGUUAUUGUUGAAACGAAGAGAACAGGAGGCUCGAAUUGAACAACAGCGACAAGAGAAAGAGAGAGCAAGGGAAGAUGCUGCUCGUGAAAGAGCCAGGGAACGAGAGGAGAGACUAGCUGCGCUUAGUGCAGCACAGCAAGAAGCUAUGGAGGAACUGCAGAAAAAAAUACAGCUGAAGCAUGACGAAAGCAGUCGGAGGCACAUGGAGCAGAUAGAACAGCGAAAAGAAAAGGCGGCCGAACUUAGCAGUGGGAGGCAUGCCAACACUGACUAUGCUCCUAAGCUUAUUCCCUAUGAACGGAAAAAACACUGUUCCUUAUGCAAUGUGUUGAUCACUUCAGAGGUCUAUCUCUUCAGUCACAUUAAGGGAAGAAAACACCAGCAAGCAGUACGAGAGAACAGUAGCAUCCAGGGUCGAGAGCUGUCAGAUGAAGAAGUGGAACAUCUAUCCUGCAAGAAGUACAUUACAGAUGUUGUAACUGAGACCUAUGUACAUCCAGAGGUAUCGAAGGAUGCCGAAGAGAAGCAAAAAAUCAGAAAGAAGGCGAAGAAACUUCGAGCUCGCAUGAACUCGAGGGGUAAAGAGUAUGAAAGCUUACUGGAAACCAAAGCUCAGAUUCCAGACUCUCCCUUCAAAGCAAAACUGCAGAGAUUGGUGAAAGAUCUUCUGAAGCAGCAGCAAGGACAGGAUAGUGGGCCGUGGGCAAACAACAAGGUAUUAUCUCUUGACAGAACACUAGGAGAAAUCAACCGUAUUCUGGAAAAGCAGAAUAGUGCAGAUCAGAUCGGAUUCCAGGUUGGAGGAGGUCUUACUGCCCUCGAGCAGAUCCUUCAAGUUGUGAAUGCCAUUUCCAGUCCAAAUGUUGUUCCUCGGAUUCCAGUCAAAUCCCUAUGCAAUGUGGUUAAUGCGUACUGCUUUGCCUGCAGUGGCUGCUAUGACAACUGCUUCUAUGUUCUGUUCAGUAACAAGAUCACCUUCUUAAUUGAACUGCUGAUGCAUCAGUUAACGCUCUUUGUUCCUGGUGAAGAUGAAGCCAUCUUUGGAAAAAGUGUGAACAAACAGGUGUUUGAAGGCCUGACUACAGGAUUGCUACAGACUUGUGCUACAGUGCUUGGUUGCUUGGCCAGUCAUCAGCCUGAAACCAACAGCCACCCAGGAACACCAAAAAAAUCAGGGCAAGAUGCAAAAAAUAAUCUUUCCCAAAGUGAACUCUAUCACAGCAGGAUACAGGAUCUCAUCAGCUAUGUGGUACACACUGGACUUGCUGAUAAGCUGUACGGCUGUUUCCUCUCCAUACAAGGACCUGUCGAUGAACAACCUAAAAUUGCUUCCUUUCUCCAAAACGUUACAGCCCUGCUGCACAGUAUGUGUCGUCUUUGCUUCAAUAUUGUUAAUCGAUCGCACAACAUAUUUGAGAACAAAAGGCAUGACCCAACAGGACUGUCCGCAGUUUUGCAGUCUACUGAGCUAGUGGGCGUUCUCAACAUGCUUUACUGCAUCCUCCUUCAUGGUACGGUUCCUGACCACAACACCUCCCCACCAGUUGAAACCUACCCACAACAUAUCAUUCAAGUUGCAAUUCAGAGUCUUCGCUUCUUAAACAGCUUUGCAUUUUUGGAUCUUCCGACUUUUCAGGCUGUGUGUGGUGCUGAGGGACUCUCUCUGGCAUUCCGCCACAUUGUUAGUUCACUGCUGUGGUAUUGUUACCAUCACACUAGUGAGGAUCUGCUGCAUGAAGUCAUUGUCUGCGUAGGGUAUUUUACUGUAAACCACCCUGACAAUCAGGUAACAGUGCAGUCAGGGCGCCACCCUACAGUCCUUCAGAAGCUCUGCCAGCUGCCUUUUCAAUACUUCAGUGACCAGCGUUUAAUCAAAGUCCUGUUCCCAACACUGAUCACGGCUUGUUACAACAACCCGCAGAACAAGGUUAUCCUAGAACAGGAAAUGAGCUGUGUCUUGCUUGCCACCUUUAUCCAGGAUUUUGCACAGAGUUUGAGUCAGACUGACAAGCCAUCUCACCAGGCGGCAGGAGCCGCUUGCAGUCAAGAUUACCUUGAGUUCUCAAACAGAUUUCCCCGUGAGAUGUGGGAAGAUGCCCGUAAAUUCUUUCUGCAGAAAGAGCCAGUUUGCUAAGGGGAAAGGGUAUUCGACACCACACAAAAAAAAUAGGUUUAAAUGUUAGUCUUGUUACUCAUUAAGUGAUAUUAUGUUCUAGGACAUACUCAUUUGAUUUGCACAAACUGUAUAUAUUACCUGGUGUAUAUAAGAUCUCCAUCAUAAUCACUUGACAAUUUUUUAAGUGAACCUUUCUAGCUUAUGUGCAUAGAGAAUAAUCUGUUUUGUUUUUGUUUGUUAGAAGAUAUAGCAGUCCCUUUAGGAUUGUAUUAAUUAAUUUAUUUAUUAGAAGUCCGUUGGUGGCUCAAAUACACUGACACAAUAAAAUUAUUUAUUUUCAU
Molecule: messenger RNA, 4957 nt
Organism: Mobula hypostoma (lesser devil ray)
Lineage: Eukaryota; Metazoa; Chordata; Chondrichthyes; Myliobatiformes; Myliobatidae
Gene: scaper
Product: S-phase cyclin A-associated protein in the ER
Exons: 31
Coding region: 126-4634 (1502 amino acids)
Molecular function (GO): nucleic acid binding; zinc ion binding
Source: RefSeq, a predicted model, not a curated record